Molecule: messenger RNA, 2159 nt
Organism: Vitrella brassicaformis
Lineage: Eukaryota; Vitrellaceae
Source: the annotation of a GenBank genome assembly
UCACUGUUGCAUGGCUUGAUUGUCCGUCCGUCCGCAGAUGAACCGCGCACACAACAACACACCGACACACACACACACAUGCAGAAGCCGACUCUACAGACAGAGAGACAUGAUACGUUCAGACACGCAACAACCUGUGUGGACACUUCAAUGCACUGCCUGAUAGUGUAUCUUCGGUCCUGUCUUGGCCACCAUUGUGUGUUCCCAUCGGGUCACCAGAGCGCGUUUGAGGCUGGCCGCAGCUCCCACUUGCAGGGCUGCGGCCGUCUCAAUCACCCAAGGGCAACCAGAUGCAAACACACAAAGGUCCGCAACAUCCCCGGCAAGGUCAACCAGAAAAUCAGACGACUUCCAGCAAAUAGGUGUGUGCAGACGUGCUAGUGUGUGGGGUAAGUGAGUGUGGGUAGACAGAUGGAAGACACACGAGCUCUCCAUACCAUACCAUACAGGAACAACCAUACCUACAGCCAGACAGCCACCCAGCCCACUGCGAACACUGCCAUGCAUCCAGGCACAGCCAUUCCGACAACACACACACACACACACACUCAGACACACCACUCUCCGCUAUGCUACACACACGUACCCACCCAUUUUGUCUGUCUGUCGAUAGAAAAUCAGAGUGAGUGAAGCAUUGAGCGAAAAAUCGGCGUUGGUUGGGCCAGGCGACUGUGUGGGGUGGGUGGGGUUGCCCUCUUUCUGGUCUAGACGACUUCGGACAGCAGCAUGGCGCUCUCCUCAGGCGGCCUGGCGCGGUACUCGAGUAUGGCCCUGUCGCCGUCGAUGGACACCUCGAGGUAGGCCUCGGGCCGCGCCGCCUCGAUCUUGGCCAUCUCCUUGUUAUACUCAUCCACACCAACCUUGACACCCCACAAGAUGCCUGACCAGCAACAAACACACACACAUCCAUCCUGCUUUGUUUGUGUCGCCCGCCCUCGCCGCCUCACCUCCCAAGAGGACCACGACGACGACAACGGGGUUGAGGAGGGCACCGACGACCUCCACGCCCGCUAUCUCAGCACCGACAGAGCACAUGGCGCGAACAAACACGCCACCCGCAGCGGCGUAGACGAGCCUCUUGGCCCCUUGCCCCGCUGCCCGACCAAUCUGCCGCAGACGGUCGAUGGUCGACAUGGCCAUCACCACCUGGCGAUGACAAAACAUCAAAACAGCACACACAGCUGCAGUGGGUGCCCCAUCCUUACGCACUGUGUGGCUGUCCGUCGUUGGGUCACUCACCUGUAUGCCUAUUUCGCUGAGUCGUGCGUUGACCUCUUGGAGCGCAUCGCCUGGCACCGAGUAGGAGUGGCAGGCCAUGGUGUCCAGCUCCUUGUGGUCCCUCACCGCAUCCAGGAACGACUCGAAAUCCUUGCGGAUCGUCCGCUUCCUGCCCUUGAUGUAGAAGCUCUCGCCCAUCUCGGCCGCCGACGCCCGGCUGCCCGCCCCCACCUCCUCCGACUGGAUGGUCUGCAGCGACACCACCGACUCGUUGUCAUUGUCGCCAAGGCCCUCGUCGCGACGCGGCACCAGCUGGAAGGACUGCUCGUCCGCGAAGCUGCCGUACAGGCUGCCCACGGCUGGCCCGGCCGCCGACUGGCCGACCUUGGCGAACUGCUCCGAAGGCGAGACGAGGUCGCGGACGAAGGAGCCGGGGAUGGCCGGGUGGUAGACCUCCACACGGGGCAUGAAGUUGUUUGGUUUGUUGAAGAACGACGACACGGCCGCAUCGUCUGCGAUGGUGAGCUUCUCCUCGCCAGAAAAGCCGACAAAGGUGACCUCGCGACCAAUGUCAGUCGAUGCCGAGGCGGGUGCGCUGGGCAGGCUGCCUCUGACGAUUUGGCGCAGGUGGUCGAGGGUGGCAGGGAUGACCGUCUGCAGCAAUGCACACACACACGCGCGCGCGACCAGGGAGUCAGGCGACACAGGGUGCAGUUGCAGUUGUGCGUGACAGUGAGGGUGCGAGUCGAGCCGAUUUCCUACCUGUCGGACGAUAUGUGAGCCUGCCCCUGACCCGAUGACCAGCUUCCAGCAUCCCGUCACACCCGAUGACGCCAUCAUGCACCGGAUGUAUACGCAGACAGGAAGGAAGGCUGGCUUGCACGCCUCUCUCAAGGCAGCACAGCCUCUCGAUAACGGUAGUGCUUUGGACCUACUUCACU